Molecule: messenger RNA, 2957 nt
Organism: Capra hircus (goat)
Lineage: Eukaryota; Metazoa; Chordata; Mammalia; Artiodactyla; Bovidae
Gene: OAF
Product: out at first homolog
Exons: 4
Coding region: 525-1373 (282 amino acids)
Source: RefSeq, a predicted model, not a curated record
GGCCAGCCCGGUCGCUGCCGGGGCGCGACGCGGAGGGAGCGCGGUUGAGAAACCCAGUUCCCACCAGGCCGCCGCGCGCCGGUCCGCCCCGCCCGCCGCCGAGCGCGGGGAGAGCCGCCGCGGGCCCUUUAAGGGCCGAGAGGUGCGCGGUCUCUUUAAGGCAGGUCCUGGUGGUUUCUGUUUUCUGAAGGAAGUGACGGGGGGUGGGAUUGAAUGAAAAGUGCAAAACAGAGUCUCGGAGCUCCGGAGCCGGGGGCCGCGGGAGGCGCCGCGCUGGGACUGGGAGGCGGACCGGCCCCGGGAGCGCGGCGUCCGCCUCGGAGCCGCCGGGGGGCGCGCGGCGGAGCGCAGCCCACGUGCCUCGGCGCCACGUCGCUGGCGCCCCGCGGCUGAGCCCCCAGCCCCAGGGGGAGCCGCGCCCCCGCGCCGUGAACUAGCCUCCAAGUUCGGGCAAAGUUUGGCCCCGCAGCUCCCUGCCCGCUCGCGGCGCGCCGGGACCGCGAGGGCGGCGGCGGCUCCAGGGGAUGCGCCCGCCCGGCCGCUGCGGGGUCCCCCGGGCGUCCCCCGCGCUGCUGCUCCUGCCGCUGCUCGUGCCGCUGCUGGGGGCGCCGCGCGGCGUGGGCGCGGGGGCCGGGGCUAGCUCGCCGUCGGAGCUGCGGGUGCGGGUGCGGCUGCCUGACGGCCAGGUGACCGAGGAGAGCCUGCAGGCGGACAGCGACGCCGACAGCAUCAGCCUGGAGCUGCGCAAGCCCGACGGCACUCUCAUUUCCUUCACCGCCGACUUUAAGAAGGAUGUGAAGAUCUUCCGGGCCUUGAUUCUGGGGGAGCUGGAGAAGGGGCAGAGUCAGUUCCAGGCUCUCUGUUUCGUCACCCGGCUGCACCACAAUGAGAUCAUUCCCAGCGAGGCCAUGGCCAAGCUCCGGCAGAAAAACCCACGGGCAGUCCGGCAGGCUGAGGAGGUGCGGGGGCCAGAGCGAAUGCACAUGGACAUCGCCGUCAACUUCAGCCAGGGGGCGCUGCUGAGCCCCCAUCUCCGCAACGUGUGUGCCGAGGCCGUGGAUGCCAUCUACACCCGCCAGGAGGACGUCCGGUUCUGGCUGGAGCAAGGUGUGGAUGGCUCCGUGUUCGAGGCUCUCCCCAAGGCCUGGGAGCAGGUGUUGCUGCCUCGCUGCGGGCAGGCGGGGGACCGUGGGAGGCCCUGCGUCUGCCGCUAUGGUCUGAGCCUGGCCUGGUACCCCUGCAUGCUCAAGUACUGCCACAGCCGCGACCGCCCAGCGCCCUACAAGUGCGGCAUCCGCAGCUGCCAGAAGAGCUAUAGCUUCGACUUCUACGUGCCCCAGAAGCAGCUGUGCCUCUGGGAUGAGGACCCCUAGCCAGGCUGGCACGAGGGGUGGUCCCCGAGGCAGCUGCCCGGGACCCACUGCCCCUCCCCCAGCCGCCAGGGGGGUGCCCCCCCCCACCUCCGACACCCGAGGCCUUAUUGCUCUUCCUUCCAUCACCUAAUCCCGGAGCCUCUGGCCCCCUCACCCAUGACUGUGAAGGAGUGUGGCGUGGCAAGGGUUAACUCAUGAAGGCAGCCCCCACUCCUGUCCCGUGCCUUCCUUGGGGACCCAGGGAGAAGGGGGCUUCUCCAAGCUUGCCUCCCCUCCUCCAUCUCCCUGAAGUGUUCACUUUCAAGCACCCAAAAUGUGACGGCCUGUGACUCUCCUGUUUAACUCUUCUAAGGUUUAGACCCUGAAAGGUGUCUGUGCCUGUCGUACCCACCUCCCUACACACAACCCCUGCCCCACCGUUGGGAAGGACCUGGCCCCUGUGCACCGUCCCACUGUGCAGCAAGGAGGGGAAGAAUCAUUGCACCAGAGGGGGCACAGCCCCAAGCACGGAUCUCAACGCCUUCCUCUCACUCUGGCCUCUGAGGCCGCCGUCCCCACCCUGACACAGACCGUACGUGCCUUUCUGCAAACCUGGACUUUGCCGAGGGAGCAGGUGCCGGCUUGCUUCCUCUAAACGGAAAUAUUUUUGUAAGGUUCUGGGACAGGGAGGGAGCAUGAAGUAUGAGGAAAACUUGAAUUCCAGAUUUUUAAUGCAAAAUAUUUAUCAUUUGUACCAGAAAUAAAAGUUUAAAUUUUUACUUGACUGACAGCUCUAGACACAGAGUUCUGAGAGAAUUUUUAGCCAAUGCUGCCACCUGGUGUCAGGAGACGGUGUCCCUGUCCAGGGAACCGUCUUGGGGACAGCCCGUCUAGGGACAACUCCUGAAGCACCUACCGUGUGCUCAGUCUUGGCGGGGGAGAGGGGAGGAUGUAGCUGGGGGUGGCUAUUACUAGGAAGAGCUAUGACAAAACUUCUGCACUUGAGAUGAGACAGACACAGGUGGGUAAGCAGUAAAAGACACCGUGAGAUCGAUGAAAAUUCUGAGCCAGACCACUCCAGGGAUCGAAUCCUGGAAAUAGGUUUAUUGUUGUUUUUUUUUUCCUAGUUUAGGGCUUCUGAGGUGCUGUUAAUGGUAAAGAAGAAUGCAGGAGACAUAAGCGACCCGGGUUCGAUCCCGGGUUGGGAAGCUCCCCUGGAGGAGGGCAUGGCAACCCACUCCAGUAUCCUUGCCUGGAGAAUCCCAUGGACAGAGGAGCCUGGCGGGCCACAGUCUCUGCUCUCACGAAGAGGCGGGCGUGAACGCAGCACACACUCGCUGAACUGUAAUUGAUUUACAGGGUUGAGUUAGUUUCUGUUGUACAGCAAAGUGACUCAGUUGCACACACACACACAUAUAUAUAUUAGUUUGCAUUUGUUGCUCCCAAACUCCCAAUCUGUUCUCCCCCACCAUCCCUGCUCCCGUGGCAACCACAAGUCUGUUCUGUAUGUCCAUGAGUCCGUUUCUGUUUUGUAGAUACGUUCAUUUGUGUUGUAUUUUAGAUUCUACGUGUAAGCGAUAUUAUAUGGUAUUUGUCUUCCUGAUU